GUUGUAUAAAUAUGAGGAUGAAAAUUCAUUAACGGUAGCAAAAAGUCUCCAAGUUUAGAGGAGAUUGAGAUUAAUUUGUAAAAGAUUAGCUUUGUCCUCUUUACUAAGGAUUUUUCCACUUCGUUUUUGGGGAAUUUUCAAGAAAUUUGGAACUUGUAAGGAAAUGGAAUAUUAUGGCUUUAAUCAACAAUGGCCUAUUGGUUCAUUUGAUGAGCUUAGUGCUAUAUCUAUAGCUGCUUCAUUUGGUGAGAAUACUUUGCAUGAUUCAUUCAUCUAUCAUGAUCAGCCAAUACUAGGCCAUAAAAGGCCUAUAGAAUUGUCCCAAACUGUUGAAGAAAGGCCACUAAAGAAUCCCAAAACAAGUCACAGCUGGAACAAUAAUAACAAUUCCUAUCAUGAAAAUGACCAAAUGUUGAGCUCACAAUCUGUGGCUUCUCCCAAUUACUCCCAUUUAAUCAACUCAAAUAAUUUGAGUAACCAACAAGAUGUGACAAUGAAGCCCAAAGAGGAAACAACUUUGUCAUCCAGCAGUAUAACUUUUGCUGCUGAUCAUCACAACAAUAUGGUUUGUCAUCAAGAUUCUUUUGCCAAUCAGAAUUACAUGUUUAAGGCGAAUAAUUCAUGCCAAGGUGCUAAUAAGAGUGUUAGCACUAAUAAUGGGAAACUAACACACGCUCAAGAUCACAUCAUUGCUGAGAGGAAAAGACGCGAAAAACUCAGCCAAAGAUUCAUUGCUUUAUCUGCCCUAAUUCCUGGACUAAAAAAGAUGGACAAGGCUUCAGUUCUUGGAGAUGCAAUAAAAUACUUGAAACAACUCCAAGAGAGAGUGAAGACACUUGAGGAGCAAACAAAGAAAAAAUCUGUAGAAUCUGUUGUAUUUAUGAAGAAAUAUGAACUUUAUGGAGAUGGUGAAAAUUCUUCAUCAGAUGAAAACAACUCAAUUGGUACUCAACAAAUGGAUGAGGCACUCCCAGAAAUUGAAGCAAGAAUAUGUGAGAAGGAUGUAUUAAUUAGAAUCCACUGUGAGAAAAGGAAAGGAAUUGUUGAGAAAACAGUUACUGAAAUUGAAAAACUUCAUCUAUCAAUCAUCAACACAUGUGCCUUGACUUUUGGAACUUGUGCUCUUGACAUUACUAUAAUUGCUCAGAUGGAUGAGGAAUUUGCAAUGACAGUAAAGGAUCUUGUCAAGAAUUUGCACACAGCUCUCAAAAUGGUUAUAUGAAGGGUGUGAUCGAUCGAUCAACUUAUCAUAAUUUCUUUUUAAAGUGUUUGAUACAGCGAAAAGUCAUUUUACUCUCUCUUUAAUUUUUCCAUUUCUUGGAUGUUUAGGCUUGUGAUCAGGUCAAAGUCACCCUUUUUCAAAAUCAAUCAUGUCCUUUGAAGCUUUUCGCCGUGGGGAUUAAUUUAUUCAUUUUGUAGGGAGGAUUUUUUUUCAACUUCUCUUUUUUUGCAUGGUUCAAUUUAUUAAUUAACCAUGUUCAAUUUAUCCACCCUAUUGUAAAAAGAUCGUUGACCCCAUGGCUUAGGCUUUUUUGUUUUCUCUUUAUUAUACAUAUUUUUCCACAAGGAAGGUUGAGAUAUUCAACGAAUACCAAAGUGGUCGGAGAAAAGGGACAAUACAAGGUUUUCAUUUUUUUAGGGGUGAAAAGGCAGAUUGUAGGCUUUUUAUCAUUAAUUUGCUUUAGUUUGUCAAUGUUUUAGACAUCCUCUUGAGUUAUCUCUAAUUUGGAGGGUCUCUUUGUUGUUAUGUAAUGUUAUUUGGUUUAUGAUAUGGAAUAAAACCACUUUAUUAUUGUCUA
This is a messenger RNA of Capsicum annuum, 1799 nucleotides long. Its product is annotated as transcription factor bHLH18. Lineage: Eukaryota; Viridiplantae; Streptophyta; Magnoliopsida; Solanales; Solanaceae. The record is from RefSeq and is a predicted model, not a curated record. The coding region runs from base 164 to 1222 and encodes 352 amino acids. The transcript has 5 exons. Gene Ontology annotation, molecular function: protein dimerization activity.